CAUUUAUCAUUAACUUUCUUACUAAAGGAUUUUCUCUUUAUACUCCAUCUUGCUAUUUUAAGGCUAGAACUUAAUACCUCUCAUAUUUUUUGUCUCUUUAUAAAGAUAAAUACAAGUAUCUUGAAUCUCUUCGUGAAAGCUCGAAGUUAUCAAGUUCUUCUAUGCUAUCUUCAUUGUGCCUUGGAUUUCGUUUGUUAUAACUGAGUUUUAAAAGACAAAGGCAACAUAAGCCUCUCGUUGCUAUGGUUAUUCUUUUAUUCAUCGAUCAUGACCGAAAAGACUCGUACUGAUGGCAAUAGAAUAGUCAUCGAAACCGAACGUUUAGACAAGCUAGUUGAAAGAGCACAACAGGCGAUUGCCCAAGAUGAUAAAGAAGUGCCCGUUUUCUGGAAAAAUAAAUAUAAAAAAGAUGCAGCUAGAAACUGGGAUCUCUUUUACAAGCGUAAUACGACCAAGUUCUUCAAGGAUCGUCACUGGACUGAUCGGGAGUUCAAAGAGCUGGCUGAUCAAACAAGAGAACAAAAGUGUUUAGAAGUAGGCUGUGGUGUGGGGAACUUUGUGUUUCCCUUGUUGGCUGAUAACCCUUCCUUGUUUAUUUACGCUUGCGACUUCUCUGAAAGAGCAGUAAAUAUGGUCAAAUCAAACGAGAAUUAUGAUGAAUCUCGGUGCAAAGCCUUUGUUUGUGAUUUGACAGCUGAUAAAUUGACAGACAAUAUCCCAGUAGAUUCUUUAGAUUUGGUAUCCGCUAUUUUCGUAUUCUCUGCUAUUCCUCCCGAAAAGAUGGCAAUUGCUAUUAAGAACAUUUACAGUGUAUUGAAGCCAGGAGGACAAGUGAUUUUCCGCGAUUAUGGUCUUUAUGAUGAAGCACAAAUCAAAUUUAGUGCUGCCUCUGACAAGAAGUUGGAUGAAAACUUUUAUGUUCGACACGAUGGCACUAUGAGUUAUUUCUUCUCACUUGAAGAUCUCAAAAGCCGAUUUGAACAAGAAGGCUUCAACACAAAAGAAUGCGAAUAUAUAUACCGAGAAACAACCAACCGAAGCAUGGAAAUGAGAAUUGAUAGAAUCUUUGCUCAGGCUAAAUUUCAAAAACCUCAAUAAACUGUCUUUUUAUUAUUUGUUAAGCUUUGGGAUUGUAUCCAUAUUGAGCACUCAAUACUCUCAGUUUAUCUUUCAAGGAAUCCAAGUUGAGAUAGGUACCCUUUAAAUGUCUAUCACCACUGCUAGGGUCAAAAGAAGUACGUCCAUGCAAAACCCGUCUA
Messenger RNA from Gilbertella persicaria, 1259 nucleotides. RefSeq names its product methyltransferase-like protein 6-like protein. The record is from RefSeq and is a predicted model, not a curated record. The coding region runs from base 268 to 1098 and encodes 276 amino acids. The transcript has 3 exons. Lineage: Eukaryota; Fungi; Mucoromycota; Mucoromycetes; Mucorales; Choanephoraceae.